Molecule: messenger RNA, 2390 nt
Organism: Epinephelus moara (kelp grouper)
Lineage: Eukaryota; Metazoa; Chordata; Actinopteri; Perciformes; Serranidae
Exons: 5
Coding region: 177-734 (185 amino acids)
Source: RefSeq, a predicted model, not a curated record
UUGUAUGGCCUUGCACACAUACACACAGUACAGAGAAAUGUAGACAGUAUAGGGAAACACUGCAGAACUGUACCACAACUUGUGUUUUUCUACUUGUAAGCAUUUGUUGCACCACAAGCUGAAAGAUUUACAGCAGCUGGUGGUGCCAAGAGCACAGCUAGGAGCCAACAGACAAAAUGUUCAUCAAAAAUGCCAACCGACGAAACCCCCGCCGCCACUAUGAAUUCUUUCAGCGCAGUCGAACCUACAGGGGGGAACCGCCGGCAGUGGCAGGAUUUCUCCUCUACCCGGACACUCCCGCUAAGAUGGAGACCACAUCACGAGAAGCUUUCUGCUUCAGAUCCGUCUCACAACAAGACAGAGGCAAAGGUGAUCAUAUCGCCCCGCACACACAACAGGGGUCUCACCGUUCUCAUCCCACAUCCUCAAGACAAACAGGAAGAGGAAACAGCAGCAGGGACGGGGAGCCAGGGGAGGACGAGCAAGAGGGCGACCAUGAUCAGACAGCAGUGACAAAUGAAUCAGACGUGACAGAGAUGCAGUCUCAGUAUCAGAAAGAUUUCCCUCCUCCGUCCUCCUGCCACAGGAGGCGAACACCUGCACUCCCACAGCCGGACAACAUCGGCAUCAACCCUGCCUUCAGGAUCGAAUUUAGCACCAUGCAGAGAGAGCAUUACCCCGUUUGGCCCAUGAUGGAUCCCAGGAGUGCUGGGAGGCUGAGAGAGAAAAAAUGAUGUCAAAAACAAUCAUGUUUAAAGUUAUUAUAUUCAAUCAGCUGGCUAUUGAACCCUAUCAAUCUCACACAUUUGUUUUUAUAAUCAGAUUCUUUAGUUGCUUUUGUUUACUCUGUUACAUCAGGGUUACUCAGGAGUCACUUCCUUUCAGACAAACUCCUUUCUCACAUUUAGCUUCGCCUCAUAUAACAUCUGAUGAAUUUCCCAGCAGCAGGUCAGUCUGAUGAGCUAAUAGACUGAUGAUGUGUCCAGGACACAGAGUCACAGGAUAAGACUUGAUAAUCUAAUGCUAACACCAGACCUUUUUUUUUUUUAAAAAAAUAAAUGACUUUAACAUUUCCUAUUGAUGACUUCAGGCAGACAUGCAGUCAGCUUGGGUGAAAACAACCCACCCAGUGACUCAUGGCUGAAACAUGAUGUGGGAAUCAAACAGCUGAGCUAGAUAACUUUUAAAUCAAACUAUGUAUGUUUAAAGAUAUGCUAUUCAGUAUAUGACUUUAUGCAUUUUUGUUCUGUUCUGACAGCAUUAAAAUGUAAGUUCAAACACAAAUGAGUGCUUUAGGAAAUAUCUGAACAUGUUUUAAUGGCAAAUGACAGACUUUUAGAAUCCAGAUUGGUGACCUUUGACAUUUGGCUGAAGCUUAAUAUGUUGGAUUACAAUUACAAAGCAAACCUACUAGUGGCAGAACAAUAUAUAAAAUACAAGAAAUUACAUUUAACUGCUUCUUUCAUCGAGCAAAAUUCAACCCAUAGUAACAGAAUAAAAUCUUAAUUUUUUAACCAGGAAGAUGAAAAGUGACACCAUUGUGUUAAAAUUAGUUUUGGUUUAUUUGGUUUUCUGCCCUUGUGUAUGGAGUCAGUGUUGCACAAAUCCUCAUCGGUGGCUUUUUACCCAGUAUGACACUUUAAAAAUCUUCAUCAGUAAAGCAUGUAUGACAUAGAGCAGUGGUUUUCAAACUGUUUGUGCCCAAGGCACUCCAAAGGGUGCCAAAAUCUCAAGGCACAAUAGACUCUAUAACCCGUGUCAUCACUCUUAUCAUGACAUGAAUGUUUGUUUUUAUUUACUUAUAUCAAAUAACAGCUGACAACCAACUUCACUCAUGGAAUAUUAAUUAACAAAAUGACUCAAGAAUUCAUGUUAAACAUUUUAAAAUCACACCAAAGCACCAUUAACACAUCCAUUUAAAAGGGAAAUAAUGUAGGAUAAAGUGAUGUGUCACACACUUAUAAUUCCCUCGCAUAAACGGCAACAAGAAGGUCCUGUGAAGGUUUUUUAAAUUAAAUUAAAAUCACAUUUUUUGGGUAGAGUUCGCCUCUUUAUUUGGAAAUGGGUGCACACAACAUACUGAUUAAAAAAAUAAUUCAUAACUCUUUGUAGAGGCGCAGUUGAAUAUUGCAAUAAUUAUGUGUGGCUGUCAGAAAAUCCCAUGGCACACCACUUGAGAACCACUGACACAGAGAGGCGACAUUGGUAAACUGCCUGUUUUAAAAAAUCUUACAGUGUUUCAACACUGUGAUAUUUAAGAUUUCAAAACAUAAAGUGAAUUGUUGUACUUAUGAAAAGAGACAAUGUGCAACAGAUACAAUCUGAUCUACUUUGUGCACUCUGUGGAUGGUAGUAAAAAUAAUGACAUUUUGUGUAUUCAGCUGCAGAUU